AUGGCAGCUGAAACAGUGUUAAAAUCCACAUACAUGGAUGAUUCAAUCGACAGUGUUGAUACAGAAGAAGAGGGAAUCGAGUUAUAUCAACAACUGGAUGGUUUAUGGAGCUUAGAAGGUAUGAAAGCAAGAAAGUGGAUAUCAAAUUCUUCCAAGGUCAUUUCAGCUACCCCAGAGGAAGAUCGUGCAACUGAAUUCAAUCUAGGUGGCCAGAAAGAUCCUGUAGUAAAAACACUUGGACUUUCGUGGAAGAGCAAAGAGGAUGUGCUAUCCAUUGCUACUGCGGAAGUACCACCAGAUAUAUCGUUGACUAAACGGAAUGUGUUGAAAAAAAUUGCUACCGUAUUCGAUCCGCUCGGUUUUGCAAGUCCAUACGUGGUUGUGGCCAAGAUUCUCCUGCAAGAAUUAUGGACGAGAGGUUAUGAUUGGGACGAAGUUAUUCUGGACGAAAUUGGAGACAAAAUUAUGCAAUGGUUCCAACAGUUGGAGAGUUUGGCGGGUAUACGAGUUCAAAGGUGUCUUCGCGAAAUGAAGAAAGUUGUAAUGAAGAAAGUGAUCACCUUCGUUGAUGCAUCCAUCCAGGCGUAUGGGACAGUGGUUUAUUUAUUGUGCGAGUAUGAUGACGGGACAGCGAGUAGCCGGAUUAUCGCGUUUAAGACUAAGGUCGCACCAUUAAAACCUAUAACGGUGCCAAGGCUGGAGCUGAUGGCCGCGAUACUUGGUCUUCGUUUAGCACAGAACAUUAUUCGUACUUUAGAAAUACCAGUCCAGACGGUAUUGUUCUUCUCAGACAGCAAAGAUGUGUUAUGGUGGGUGCGAGGUUGCGGGCGUGAUUUCCGACCGUUUGUGGCAAAUCGUGUAGGAGAAAUACAAAUGGAAACUGAACCAUGGCAAUGGCAAUAUGUACCAACUGAGCAAAACCCAGCAGAUCUGUGCACACGGGGAGCAAGUCCAUCUGAGCUCAAGAAUAGUCCUUUGUGGUGGAAUGGACCUUCAUGGUUGCUCGAAGAUCAGGCUAAGUGGCCAAAGAUGGAUGUCGGAAGUCGUCCAGUUAAGUUGCCGGAAACGAAAGCUUCAAAAGAGGAACUCAAAGAAAAGGGGAAUUCGACUUUUACCACUCGGCAAGGCAGGUGUUCAAAACAGCAGCCGACCGAACAGCAGAUAACGAAUGACGAAUGGCAACUCGACUCGAAACGUUUUUCAAGUUGGAUACGACUCGUACGGUUACACGCCAGAGUGAAGAGAGUAGUGCACAACAUGAAGAACGGUGCUGAAAAGCAUUGCAGCAAGGAACUAAUUCCAGACGAAAUCCGAGAUGCGGAGGAAGACAUCAUCCGUCAGGCGCAAAAGGAGGCUUUUGUAGAGGAAUAUGCAAUGUUACAGAAAAAGAAACCUGUCUCACAACGAAGCAUUCUGUCCAAGCUUAACCCCGUACUCGAUGAACAAGGAAUUAUUCGUUCGGACAGUCGCUUGAGAUAUGCAGAGUAUCUACCCUAUCAUGUUCGAUUUCCUAUAAUACUACCUAGAGGCCACUGGACGACGAAACUGAUUGUCAAAUAUCAUCACGAGAUGGCGAAUCAUGACGCAGGCACCAACUUCGUGUUAUCCCAGAUUAAUCAGAAAUACUGGAUUAUCGCUGCCCGUGAAGAAAUCAGAGAAUGGGAAAGAACCUGUAACGAGUGUAAGAAACGCAAGAACAAAGCAGCAACGCAGAUCAUGGCUCCUUUACCCUCAAGACGGACUCGCUUGACAUACCGUGCAUUCGACCAAGCAGCGGUGGAUUACGCUGGACCCAUUCAGACUAUCCAGGGCAGGGGAAAGAAACGACUAAAGCGUUGGUUGUGUGUAUUUACAUGUACGGCUACGAGGGCCAUACAUCUGGAAGUGGCGUUUGGUUUGGACACUGAUAGUUUUCUCAAUGCUUUCGAAAGAUUCACGAGCAGACGAGGAAUACCAUCGGAGAUAAUAAGUGAUAACGGAACAAACUUCGUGGGGGCUGUUAGCGAGUUAAAAGAGUUGGCGAAUAAGUUGGACAAGGAAAAGAUUCAAAGAUUUACGGCGCACAAGAAUGUCAAAUGGGUUUUCAACCCUCCUGCCGCCCCACACUUUGGUGGAGUUUUUGAGAGCAUGGUGAAGACAGCAAAAAGAGCAUUGUACGCGGUGUUGGGAAACAGUGACGUAACGGACGAGGAGUUAAUAGACAGAUUUAGAUAG
Dendronephthya gigantea is the source of this 2214-nucleotide messenger RNA. RefSeq lists its product as uncharacterized. Gene Ontology annotation, molecular function: nucleic acid binding. Gene Ontology annotation, biological process: DNA integration. The record is from RefSeq and is a predicted model, not a curated record. The transcript has a single exon. NCBI's taxonomy places the organism in Eukaryota, Metazoa, Cnidaria, Anthozoa, Malacalcyonacea, Nephtheidae. The coding region runs from base 1 to 2214 and encodes 737 amino acids.